UUCCUCCCCCUCUUCUUCCUCUUGCUUCUUUCAAUAUCUUAGCAUUGCUUUUCAAAGCUUUGUUUCUUCAUAACCUUUGCAUUGCUCUUGAAGCUUUGUUUCUUCAUACCCUUUUCUCAUUUUCCCUUAACAAUCACUCAUUUUUCCCUUUUUGUGUUGAAUUUUUAAGGAUUUCUGAUCGAAAUGGCGUACGAGGAUCGAUUCGGACAACAAGCUCAAAGAUCAAAAUAUGAUUGCCUUCUUUUUGAUUUAGAUGAUACUUUGUAUCCCCUUAGAGCUGGCCUUGCAAAAUCUGUUCUUCAAAAUAUUAAAGAUUAUAUGGUUGAGAAGCUUGGAAUAGACUCAAGCAAAAUUGAUGACUUGUCAAACCUCCUUUACAAGAACUAUGGAACAACUAUGUCUGGUCUAAGGGCAAUUGGUUAUGACUUUGACUAUGAUGAAUAUCACAGUUUUGUUCAUGGAAGAUUACCUUAUGAGAACUUGAAACCAGACCCUAUUUUGAGGAAUCUGUUGCUGAGUCUUCCCUACAGGAAACUUAUCUUCACAAAUGCAGACAAAGUUCAUGCUGUUAAGGCACUAAGUAGACUUGGAUUAGAAGAUUGUUUUGAAGGAAUUAUAUGCUUUGAGACACUUAAUCCAAUCCACAAGAAUAGUGUCUCUGAUGAUGAAGAUGACAUUGAAUUUGUAGGUUCAACAAGCACUAGUAAUAGUGCAAGUAACACUCAAAUCUUUGACAUCAUAAACCAUUUUGCUCAACCUAAUCCAAGUCUAGUAGUCUUGCCAAAAACACCGAUUAUUUGCAAACCAUCAGAAUUUGCCAUUGAAUUGGCUCUCAAGAUUGCCAACAUUAACCCUCAAAGAACAUUGUUUUUUGAGGACAGUGUCCGCAAUAUACAAGCUGGAAAACGUGUGGGACUUGACACAGUAUUGGUUGGUACAUCACAAAGAGUUAAAGGUGCAGAUUAUGCAUUGGAAAGCAUUCAUAAUCUUAGGGAAGCUGUGCCUGAAUUAUGGGAAAAUGACAUAAAAUCAGAAGUGGCAUACCCUGGGAAGUUAACAUCAGUCACAGCUUGAGAGAUUAUGAAGAAAAUUCUCAAUUUAAUAUUGUUCAUUAAUAAAUUCAAAAUUCAAUCAUAAGACAAAAAAAAAUGAACAAAAAAAGUUAAGAGCAUAGGGAUGAUUCCCUAAAUUCAAAUGUAGUUGAUGUAGAUGCUUUUGUAAUGUUAUUAUUAUUAUUAUUAUUAUAAUAAUCAAUUAGUAUAUGAAAUGAAUAAAUUCUCCUUUUUGAAA
This is a messenger RNA of Medicago truncatula (barrel medic), 1290 nucleotides long. Its product is annotated as suppressor of disruption of TFIIS. The coding region runs from base 184 to 1074 and encodes 296 amino acids. The transcript is spliced from 9 exons. The record is from RefSeq and is a predicted model, not a curated record. NCBI's taxonomy places the organism in Eukaryota, Viridiplantae, Streptophyta, Magnoliopsida, Fabales, Fabaceae.